Molecule: messenger RNA, 1945 nt
Organism: Closterium sp. NIES-67
Lineage: Eukaryota; Viridiplantae; Streptophyta; Zygnematophyceae; Desmidiales; Closteriaceae
Source: the annotation of a GenBank genome assembly
AGACGAAACCACACGUUUUUCACCUGAGGUGCCACAUUUUAUAUGAGGACCUAGUAAAAUCAGUUGCACUACUACUAGACAGCCUACGCCUCAGCGUUCUACUAGUACUAGUAACGUGACGGGUCUCCUGACUCUCCGAGAGUAGCAUAACUCCUAGAUCAGAACAUGCUGUUAGCCUGUCGUUAGCUUGCCGAGUGGGAAACUACUACCAGGUUGGCUCUUCUGAGCCUACUAGGCACGUUGAUCAGCUUGUGGCCACGUGCACUUACUACUACUAAUAUUAGUAGUAUAGCUUCCGUAGUAGUGCUGAAUCUGCCAAGAAACCCCCGUGGCUCCAAGAGUGGAGGGUACUAGAAUUAUCCCUCUUUGACUCAAAUGAUUCGAUAGGGCACCGCGGUCCUAGUACUAGGAGCCAUCCAGUGACGCUCUCGCAGGGAGAUGCAGCAUGACGUGAACAGGGACAGGCAGGGUCUCCGGAGACUGAAUUGGGCUCGCAGCAGCGGCACGCGGCGCAACAAGCGCAAAUGCAACACCAGAUUUCACAUCCGCAUAUGUCCCAUCCGCGGCAGACGCAACAACAGAUGCUAUAUCAGCAGUGUCUGCCACAUCAGAUGAUGCCACGGCAGCAGAUGCAACAGCCGCAGAUGCAACAGCCGCAGAUGCAACAGCCGCAGAUGCAACAGCCGGAGAUGCAACAGCCGGAGAUGCGACAGCAGCAGAUGCCGCAGCAGUACUACUAUGCACCACAGGUCCAUCCAGCGCUGCUGCUACAGCCACAGCUACAGAAGCAGCCGGCUCAGCCAUUGCACCUACAGCCACACUUGCCACAGCACCAGAUCCAGCAGCUGCCAUCACAGCUACAAGCGCUGCUACAGCCGCACUUGCCGCAACUACCACUUCAAGGUGAGCCUCCCUCUGGCCCUGCCCCAUCGGAGCCCAGCAGGCGGAUGAAAAAGGCUCGCGGCCGGAACUACAAUCUGGGGAAGUACCGCGGAGUGAGGAAGCGAGGGGAGUUCCGGUAUGCUGCAGAGAUCAAGGACACGAGUAGUGGGAUCCGGAAGUGGCUGGGGACGUUUCCCACCGCAGAGGAGGCUGCUCUGGCGUUCGACCAAGCGGCUGUGGAGAUCCGAGGAGCAAAGGCCAAGCUUAACUUUCCAGAGAAGUUUGCUCAGGGCGAGGGAGGAGUAGGUUCGGAGCCCGCAGCGCCAGAAGCAGGCGGCAGGAUGGAAAUGCAGGGAGGUGCAGAGGAGGAUGCAACACCAGGGGGGGAGGAUGCUGCAGCAGCAGGGGAGGAUGCAGCAGCAGCAGGGGAGGAUGCAGCAGCAGCAGGGGAGGAUGCAGGGAAGGUUGGCGGGACUUGGGGCAUUGGCCGGGGAGUGCAGGGGAAUGGGGUAGGAGAGGUAAAAGAGGGCAGUGCUAGUAGGAGCUGUGUAGGGAAAGGAAAGGAGGCAGAGUAUGCUGAGGAUGUGGCAGAAAGGGACUUGAUGGGAGAGGCUGCGGGUCAGAGAAAGCCGUUUGGAGAGGGGACAAGCGGGGCGUUAACUGCAGAAGCUGCUGCAGCAGCCGCAGCAGAAGCAGCAGCAGCAGCAGAAGAAUCAGGUGCAGGAUCAGGAGCAAGGUCUGCCGCAGUGCGAGGGGGAGGGGGAGGAAGAGGAGGGUUAGCAGCGGGUGCAUCAGAGGCCAGUGCUGGUGGGAGCAGGGACGGAGCAGCAUGCACCCCGGAAGCGAGCUCCACUGUCAGUGGCAGCAGCUCCAGCAGACUUGCCCCUUCCAUAUCCGCCCCUUCUACCUCCAUCCCUUCCCCCUCUGCCCAUUCCCCCUCUGUCCCUUCCACCUCUGCCUCCUCUGCCUCUUCUGCCUCUGCCUCUGCCUCUCCCACGGCUGUGCCGUUUACCUUCCCAGCGUUUUCCGCCCCUGAAGCAGCUCCACACACCAGCAUACUUCC